UCAGUCUAGGGGGCCUCAAAAGUUAGAGCUCUUCGAGGCUCUGGGAGGAAAUGAGGGGCCCGGAGCAGGUGUCUGCUAAGUGCUGGUGACUGAACAAGAACGUGUAUGACCAUGACAGAGAGAUCCUGGGGACACAAGUGACACUGUGAACCAUCAGAAAGACAAGAGGCUGGUCAUACAGGGAAACUAGGCCCUAGGGCGCACCACUAGGAGAGCAAAGCUGCAUCUCGUAUCUCAAAGAUGAUUCCAGAUCAAUACAGACCACAUCCCUGGCUGACCUGCCAAGCCAUUCACUCAUUUCCCAGGGCUCCAAGUCAGAACCCUGACGUUGGCUCCCAGCGCGGCCUCAGAGAGUCUAAGCAGAACACUAAUCAGAGCUGACUGCUGUUUUUUCCACCUUAUUAAAACACCACAGAGAUUAAGUAAUAACUUGGCUCCAUUCGCAACUCCCCGUUAGCAUCCCAGAGGCUGGAUGGGUCUCUCAGGAGCUGUACUUGUAAACGAGCAGUCCUCACCUUUGAGCCUUGGUGGGGGGGCAGGGACAUUUGGGCCCAUCUCAGUGAGAAAGUACCAACAGCAGAUAUUGAGGGUAGCCUCAGCAGGGAGCCAGGCUAGGCCCUGGGAAUUGCAGGUAUGACGGGUUAUGUCCCCACUUACAUUCUGUCUAUGCGUUAUGUAGCUGCUACUAGGGCACAGGACUAAUGGGAUAAAGAAGGAGUCUCCCUGAAAGAGUUCAGAACCAAAAGAAAACGAGUAUUUUCAAAUUAAUAAUCAAAAGUAUGGUGGUAGCAGUAGUUCUUAUUCUUCCUCUCCUCCUCCUCCCUUCCCCUCCUCUUCCUCUGCUCCUCCUCUUCCUCUCCCUCCUCCUCCUCCUCCUCCUCCUCUUCCUCCUUCUCCCCCUUGCCUCCUCCUCUUCUUGCUCAGACAAAUUUUCUCUAACCCUGGCUGUCCUGCAAUUCACUCUGUAGACCAGGACGGCCUCGAACUCACAGAGAUCCACCUGCCUCUGGCUCCCUAAUGCUGGGAUUAAAAGUGACCACUUCCACUGCACAGCAAACGGUCCUAACUGAGUCUGCCAUCGAGCUUGUCAGUGACUAAGAUGCAUCUGUGCUGCAGCUAAGAACUUCAAUGGAGGCUUCGGAACAUGUUUCCAGCCAACCUGGUAGAAGCCACAUUCAAACAGUACCGCACCAAAACCACCCCAGUUAUCAAGUCUCCCAAAGGGGCUGCGGAGGAGGCCCCUCCCCGGGGGAUCGUCAUCUACGGGGUCCAGGAAGACAACGGCUCACGUGUGCAGAACUUUGCCCUGGACCUGACGCCCCCGCCUGAGAUUGUCUAUAAGUCAGAGCCUGGUACGAGUGACGGCAUGAACGUGCUAGGCAUCGUCAUCUUCUCGGCCACUAUGGGCAUCAUGCUGGGCCGCAUGGGUGACAGCGGGACCCCCCUGGUCAGCUUCUGUCAGUGCCUUAAUGAGUCCGUCAUGAAGAUCGUGGCAGUGGCAGGGUGGUACUUCCCCUUCGGCAUUGUCUUCCUGAUCGCUGGCAAGAUCCUGGAGAUGGAUGACCCCAAGGCUGUGGGGAAGAAGCUGGGCUUCUAUGCCGUGACCGUGGUUUGUGGGCUGGUGGUCCACGGUCUCCUAAUCCUGCCCCUGCUGUAUUUCCUCAUCACCAGGAAGAACCCCAUCGUCUUCAUCCGUGGCGUCCUCCAAGCUCUGCUCAUUGCACUGGCCACCUCCUCCAGCUCAGCCACCCUGCCCAUCACCUUCAAGUGUCUGCUGGAGAACAACCACAUCGACCGACGCAUCGCUCGCUUUGUGCUGCCCGUGGGCGCCACCAUCAACAUGGACGGCACUGCGCUCUACGAGGCUGUGGCUGCCAUCUUUAUUGCCCAGGUCAACAACUACGAGCUAGACUUUGGCCAGAUCAUCACUAUCAGCAUUACAGCCACUGCAGCCAGCAUUGGGGCGGCUGGCAUCCCGCAGGCAGGGCUCGUCACCAUGGUCAUUGUGCUCACCUCUGUGGGACUGCCGACCGAUGACAUCAACCUCAUCAUCGCUGUAGACUGGGCACUGGAUCGCUUCCGAACCAUGAUUAACGUGCUGGGCGAUGCGCUGGCAGCAGGGAUCAUGGCCCACAUCUGCCGGAAGGAUUUUGCUCAGGACAUGGGCACUGAGAAAUUGCUGCCCUGUGAAACCAAGCCAGUGACACUGCAGGAGAUCGUGGCUGCCCAGCAGAACGGCUGUGUGAAGAGUGUGGCUGAGGCCUCAGAGCUAACCCUGGGCCCCAAGUGUCCACACCACAUCCCGGUCCAGGUAGAGCAGGAUGAAGAGCUGGCCACUGCCAGCCUAGACCACUGCACUAUCGAGAUCAAUGAGCUGGAGACCAAUGUGUGAGCCUGCAGGGCCGCAGAGCCAGGCCAGACCCUGAGGUUUGGGCUAAGCGUAGGAGUUAAACUCAAAACAUACCUGAGCAUCUGGUACAUCCCACCCUGACGGGCUAGCCAGCCACCGAUGAGAAAUAGCAUCUCAAAAGGGAGACAACUGUGUGCAGAGGCCCCAGUCAGCAACUAUGGCUCUCUCGUGGCCCAGCUGUGACAGUUUCUAGUACCUGAGCCCAUGAAGGCACCUGGUAGGGGUAUUUGCCUAUUCUUUGUGGAAAAACAGCUGGGGGAGGGGUGGGUCUGAGAGCUAAAACCACUCCUUGAAAGAACCAUCAUGGCCAAGAGGUUAAUUCAAGUCUUUGGCGUCUCAGCCACUCCCUUCUAAUGAACAAGGAACAGUGAAAGAGGUUCUGCCUUCUCCAGGGUCCCCACGGCCACAACAGCUUCCAACUCAGGAAGAUAUAACAACAGUGUCCCUGUUUCUGCCCUAGCUGCGCCCUGGCCAGGUCAACCCUGCUCCACCCCACAGCAUGUGGCUUUAACUCAAGAAGGGCUGGCCCACCCCAGGUCUGAGGCCUGCUGCCUUCACGUUACAGCCUGUCCGUGUCUGUCCUCCAGACCUCUCUCUCAUCUAACAUGGAGACUGAUGCCACUAGGGCUGGGAGACCCAAUGGGUACAGCUCAGCCAGCCUUUCAUGAGAUGGGUGGGCAAAGAGGGCUAGAAAGAGAAAGACCCAGCUUGGGACGCUCUGGCCAAGUGACUAGCAGUACUUUGGGGUCUGAACUCUUUGGGUGGCAAAAUGGAGUGAGAGUCCCCAGUCCCUUCCGUGUUUGCAAUAACGUGAUAAUAAAAAUCUUUGAUUUUUCAA
Messenger RNA from Rattus norvegicus (Norway rat), 3248 nucleotides. The record is from RefSeq and is a predicted model, not a curated record. NCBI's taxonomy places the organism in Eukaryota, Metazoa, Chordata, Mammalia, Rodentia, Muridae.